Molecule: messenger RNA, 1768 nt
Organism: Pan troglodytes (chimpanzee)
Lineage: Eukaryota; Metazoa; Chordata; Mammalia; Primates; Hominidae
Source: RefSeq, marked predicted
ACCACACAGCCCUCAGCCCAGAGCCCAGGGCAAAGCUGAAGGGAGGCCAGGGACCUCACUGGGCUGGGCAGGUGCAGGCCACCCCCGUCCCAGUGCCCUCAGAGGCACCUAGACUCAUGUGGACCCGGCCGCAGACCCUUCUGGGCAGCUCUGUCCAGGCCGGCCCUGCCCUCUGACCUGGGGCCGCAGGGGCUGGCCACUGUGGGCUCGGUUCCCUGCCACCCCAAUUCAUCUGCACCCCAAGGAAAGAAAAUGAGGGGUUGCAGCGCCCCAGGACCCAAGAGCCCCCGAACACCAGGGCAGCACAUACUUCCAGUCCCAGGGCCACAGCAGAGCGGGGCCAGGCCCAGCCCAGUGACGCAGGGCAGACAGAAGGGCACCCUCCACAAUGGAGGGGCGCAGGAGCUGCCGUGGCCAGGACAAACCAACCUCAGGCUGACCUAGGCCGGUAAUGGGUUUAACGCAUCAGGUGCAAAAGAGAAACACCCCACAAACCAGGGAGAGGAGGGAAGCCGCCCACUCCAUGGAAGGAAGCUGAGGAGUGAACGCCAGGGAUGGGCAGGGCCGGUCCUCGGAGCACUGCAGACACCAGACCAAGGGCGACUGUCAUCACCACGAGAAGGCCCCGUCCAUGGCAGAAGCCAACCUCACCGCGCCAACUGCACCGGAGACGCCCACGAGGACAGCCGACCUCUGAGAACGCAGCUGAACCGUCACAGGUCGCCAUCAGCAAAGGCAAGGGUCCAGAUUAUGCAAACGGAGGCAAGGCUGCCAUGGACUCCAGAGCCUCAGACGCCAUCAACAAAAGCAAAGUGGACACAUCUGCAUCAAAUCCAUCACAAAGACGGCCUUCCAGACUCCGGGGGAAGUGAGAACACCCACCCAGGCCCCCACGGCGCACAGGCCCCCACAGCAACUGCGCCACCUCAGCAGCCUCAGCUCUGGUUCCUGCUCCGUGGCCCGGGGGCAGAGCUGACCUGGUCUUGCCAGGGGGGCAGGGGUCCCCGGCCCCAAGUGGUGCCACAGACAGCGGGGGGAGCAUGCAGGCAGAGUCAGGCACCCUACCAGGAAAGAAAGCUCCCACGGCAGGUCCCGGGGGCGAGUGGACCCGGGGUGGCUCCCAUCGGAAUCCUGCUACAUCUAAGAGGACACGGGUCCUUCCAGAAGCGUAACCAUGAACGGCCGUGGAAAACCUGGGUGGGCUGCGUUUCUACAUUUCCUUUGUUUUUUUUUUCGGACGGAGUCCCGCUCUGCCACCCAGACUGGAGUGCCUUUUCCCCUCAUCGUGUGGGAGCCGCCGGGCGACAUCCCGCCCCGGUUUCCCUCCACUCUAAGGCAGUCACCUCGGUUGCCAGCUCCUGCCUCUGUGAUGAUCCCCACGAGGGCUGCAGAGUGAAGGGCACAGCGGGGUUCGGCCUAACUCCCCGGGGAGCCCCAGGCGAGAGGGCUUGGUCCUGGGGAGCUGCCCAGGUCUUCUACAUCCCCUGGCCUCCAUCCAGUCCCGCACGACUCAGCUCCUGGCCCUGUGCACCGGGCGACGCCUGCUAGGCGCAUGACCCUCAGAGUCAGGCCUGUACUCACCUCAGCGUCUAUCAAGGGCCUUCAAGGAUCGGGUUUUUUAAAUCAUCGUCAAAUACAUCGUUACUAAAAAGAUACGUACACUUUGGGAGGCCGAGGUGGGCAGAUCACUUGAGGUCAGGAGUUUGAGACCAUCCUGGACAACAUGGUGUAACCCCGGUCUCUUCUAAAAAUACAAAAAUUAUCCAGG